This is a messenger RNA of Numida meleagris (helmeted guineafowl), 5683 nucleotides long. RefSeq names its product ring finger protein 17 (gene RNF17). The record is from RefSeq and is a predicted model, not a curated record. The transcript is spliced from 38 exons. Lineage: Eukaryota; Metazoa; Chordata; Aves; Galliformes; Numididae. Bases 199 to 4986 code for a protein of 1595 amino acids.
GUGCUUCGGCGCGCUUUAGGCGGCGCGUGGCCGCUACGCUCUCGUCGCAGCGAGGGGCGCUGCUGCGGAGCGGGCGGGCUCGGUGGUGGGCAGCGCUGUGGUGGCGGUGUGGCUGUGGGCGUCGGCUGAGAGAGCGGGUCUUCCCGCGCCUCUCACAUCCAAAAGGCUUUAUUUUCAAGGAGAAAAGAGCGUGGCGAUAUGCUGAGUGGAAAGCACGAGUGCUUUGUGGAUGGUGGUAAUGAGGAGGAGCAGAAGAGGAGAAAGCUGAAUGCUCUCAGGCAAUAUCUUAAGAUGCUAGAAGAGGACUUUUCAGAGCCAAGUUACAGAAGGAGUGACUUGAGUCACAUCUCAAAGGCUAUGAUUACGAAAGAGUUGCAUGAUGUUGUGAACGAUGAAGAGACUCGUUUUUUGGGUUCCUCUUCUACAGAAACUAAAACUGGUGUUACACUUGGACUGUAUCAUAGCACAUCGGACAGGGUAGCAAGGCCCUUCAGUCUUAAUGCUGGAGAGAAAAAUGUUCAGUGCUCGGUUUCCUCAAGCGGUGAGCAGAAGUCUAAACUAGUUCUUGCUCCAUCAACAGACACGGAAAAUGGAACGAUAGAAGAUAUCGAUGAAGCUUUGUGGACAGGUGUUUAUAAUCUCAGCUGCUUACAAGAUGCAGAUGAGAUGCUGAAACGCUUGGAGCUGAAAAUGAAGCAGGAAGGAGGCAAAGUUGCAGAAACUGUGGAUAGAAAAUUUGAUGAACUUACUACUUCUAUCCUGUCAAGGAAAAGAAAACUGCAUUCAGAAUUAGCGAAGAGCAUUGACAUCUGUGGUGCUGGUAUUGCAACAGCUAAGCAAUUCAUUGAAGAGAAGAAAAAAUGCUUGAUUGGUGCCAUUAGGAUUGGAAGGGAGUUAAAGGUUACACCUUCUGUAAGAACCUAUUGUGACCUGACUCAGGUUAUUCGUGAUUUGACGAUGCUGGUUGAUACUGAGCUCUCAAGAGUGAAUAGUUUGAAGGAAAAAACGAUUCCAAGAUUGUUGAUGAACACGGAUGAGAUUAUGUCAUUACUACAAAAUAUGGGAAAGAUCGAAUGGGAAACGUUGGUACAUGAGGAUAAUGGACAACCUGCUCUUGCCUUUGAUGACAGAGAAAAAAUACCAAGCUCCGAUAAUCAGUUACCUGUAGACAAUAUGUUUCCAGUACGUGAUAGAGAAAGUAAAAUAAAGGCUCUGGCUAAUAAGUUCGGUAUUCAUGAAGGAGAGAAAAAGGGUCGAGAAUCACUUCCUGUGGUACCUCAUCGGAGUAUUCCUGAUGUACCCAAGUCUCCGUCCAGCCCUGAUGUAAUAAUAGAAGAAAUAUAUGAAGAUAAUCUGGAAAAGUUUCCCACAGAAAAUCAUCACGACAAACAGAGGAAGGAACUCUUCAAGGAGGAAACAUACUCUGAACACAAAACUGGUUCAACAGAACUAGUGUUUGUAAGUCAUGUUGUAAAUCCUUGCCACUUCUAUAUUCGGCGAUACUCACAGAGGAAAGAAGGUGCUUUUUUGGAGAUGAAAUUAAAGAAUUUCUGUUGUAAUAAGAGUUCAUAUUUCUUGCCUUCAGAUAUUUUGGAACCAGGUGAUAGAGCUUUUAUUAAGAGGAAGGAAACGGGGAUGUGGUGCCGUGGAACUAUCACUAAACUAAUUCCUAUGAAAACUAAAAAUGAGCAGAAGACUUGUGGUCCAGUACGAUGCAGAGUUUGUGAUAUCGCAGUGAUGGAAGUGUUUCUGAUUGAUUUUGGGAGUUUGGAAGUCUUUAAGUUCUCAAGCAAAUACACUCCUGCUGGAAGGCCUGUUGUUGCUAUUUUACGAGCUAUUGAAGCAGAUGACAUUUGUUUGCUUAUGAGAAAGCCUGAUCAGCGUAUUGGAGCUGAACUUCUAGCUAUUCCUCCCUUAGCAGUCCAGUGUUCAUUGAAAGAUAUCGUUCCUAAAAAUGCAAGUGAAGGCUGGGGAGAAGAAGCAAAGAAAAGAUUUCUAGACAUGGUAAAUAAUAAAGUCGUUUUAAUGACAGUAUUCAGAGAAGAGGAUGGCGUUCUCAUUGUGGAUUUAAGAAAACCUCCGUGUAAUAAAAUAUGCAAUGACAUGCCCUUGUCUCUCAAGGAUGCAUUAGUUUUUUUAGACUUGGCAAGGUUUAAAUCGCAUCUUCCCAACCACUUACAAAAUAAUGCAGUGUUCCAGUACAGUCCCCCUAAGAUGCCACAAGAAAAGGAAGUGGUCCCUGUCACAGUUUGUCACAUUAAUAGUCCAAGUGAUUUUUAUCUCCAAUUGGCAGGUAGUCAGGUGGAUUCAGCAUUUCCAGAGAAAAUUGAGGGAACAGACAAACAUAAGGAUAGCAAAGACAUGACCGUUGCUUGCCCAGUUGAAGGCCAAGCCUGCAUUGCAAAACACAGAAGUGGGAAUUGGUACAGAGCCCAGAUCAUAGGGUUGCCACAUCCACAAGAAGUUGUGGUCAAGUACAUCGACUUCGGCAGCAUUGCAAACGUACCUCUUACAGACAUACUCAAUAUAGAAGAUGAGUUUCUGAGCUCUCCAGCAAAGGCAAUCAACUGUAGGCUGGCUUAUAUUAAACCUUAUGAAGCAGCAGGUGAAUGGAGCAGAGAAACUACAGGAAGAUUCAAAGAAAUGACCGAAGAUAAAUUUAUGGUGUGCUCAGUUGUUGAGAUUCUAGAUAAUACUUUAUCUGUUGAACUUUUUGACUCCCGUGCUGCUUGUGGAAAAGGCUCAAGUAUUAACUGCCAGCUAGUCAGAGAAGAUCUUGCAUCCUUUAUACCUGGGUGCGUUAGAGGUACUCCUGUAAGUCCCAAGGAAACAUGGGACACUGCUCUAGAAGAAAUUCCUGAAAAGGUGGCAGCUUUAAAUCCAAUAAACACGAGAGCCCUGGAGGAUCAGGAUUUCAGAUCACUUUCUAAGAAAGAGUUACAAGUGAUGAUUAGUCACGUCGUGUCUCCGAGUAAAAUUUUUAUUCAGUGGCUGUCAUGGGAAAGCAAACUGAAAAGUUUACAGGAGAAGAUGGAUGCCUACUACAGAGAAUCCCAGCCACAGUCUGUGAAGUGGGAAAAUAAUAUGCACUGUGCUGUUUAUGUACGUGAUUUGAAACAGUGGCGGAGAGGUCGAAUAAGCAGAAUGGUCUCUGAAACAACUGCUGAGGUACUACUCUAUGAUUCUGGAGCGGAAAAAAGAGUGGAUGUCAGCUGUCUGCGAGAACUUCAGGAAAACAUGAAGAGAAUGAGAACGUUAGCAGUAGAAUGUGCUUUAGCAGAUAUAAGACCAACAGGUGGAAGCACGCAGUGGACUGCAACAGUGUGUGAGUGUAUAUCCUAUUGCCUAACGGGGGCAAAAGCAAAAGUAGUAAUACAGGAAACCGAUGUGGGGAGCGUGUUGCCUGUGAAAAUUCUUUGGAAGGAUGAAGCAGGAGAAGUGAUCGAUUUUUCAGAGCACCUCGUUAAAAAGGGUUUGGCUUUUAGAAACACAAGAACGGAUAAAGCUGCUGUGGCUUGUGCAGUCCCCAAGAAACAUCCUGAAGUACAUUUAGAGCAAGAGAAGCCACAGCUGAGCAGUUGUAAUUCAGAGCCUGCAUGUGCAAGAAGCAGCACUGAUGAAGAGGAAGGCAUUGGUGUUUCAAAGAAUGAACAGAAGUCACGUGAAACAUCGAAGUCACUGCUGCCUUUGGAAAUGAAUAAAAAAUAUAAAGCCCCCAUUAUACCUGAAGAAAGAAACUUUCGGGCUGUAGUGAGCUGCGUUGGAGAUGAUGGAACUAUUUAUAUAAUACCGAAAUCAUCUGAAAGUGAACUAAACAAAUUGAUGGUUGAAAUACAAAGUAACUUUAAGUGCCUUGGUCUUCUGGAACCCUACUCUUGGAAAAAGGAAGAAGCUUGUGUUGUAAGAGGGUCAGAUACCCUUUGGUAUCGAGGUAAAGUUGUAGAACACGGUGGUGGUACUCUCCAGGUACAGUACGUAGACAGUGGUUGCGUAGAGAGGGUCCCUCAGUGUCAUCUCUGUCCAACUACACUGUAUACCUGUAUUCCUCCAUUUUGCAUACCAUGCCAGCUCUACAAGACAGUACCAAUAGGAAAUAUUUGGCAGCAGGAUGCAGUGGAUCUCCUUCAGAAUCUACUUAAAAAUGAAGAGGUUGAAAUCCAUACUCAGGAGCUCCCAGAUAGCCCCUGGGGAAAAUUGUCCAUCAGCCUGUAUUUCAGUGGAGUGUCACUUUCUUCCUUCAUGGCAGACCAGAAGUACUGUGUUCUUGAUGACAGUCAGGACGUUGCAAAGCAGGAGCUGGUUGAACGACACAUUCCUGUUCUGCCUUCAUACAAGUUGCCACAACUACCUGCUCAAGGAGAUAUCUUUCCUGUCAGAGUAACACAUUUUGUGACUCCUAAGGAGGUGUAUAUCUGCCUUAAUCCUUCUGAGAACCUUAGCAAGCAGUCUGGUGCAGAGGGAGAUGCCAGCUGCUUCUCGGAGUUGAAGAGCCUUGAUGAAGCCCUGAAAUGGUGCAAUAAAUAUGUGGAUAUUCUUCCUCUUCUAACAGACUUCAGAGCAGAAAUGCCUUGCCUUGUAGAAUACGAAGAUGGUUUGUGGUAUAGAGCGAAGCUUCUCUCUGUUGAAGAAACUGAUCCCGUUAAGAUCCUGAUUCAGUUUGUUGACUAUGGCAAUUUUUUAGUUGUCCCAACAAGCAGAUUGCGUCAAAUACCUCCUCAUGUGCUGAAGUAUCCUGUUCGGGCAGUACACGCCACAUUGGCUGGCUUUAAACCUCCAUUACGUGAUAUGAAUGUAGAAAGAAUUCCUUACUGUCAAGAGUGGAGCAUGGAAGCAUUGUGGGUGAUGAUGGAGUGCACGGAAGGAAAACAGCUCUCUGCUUCCAUACUUAAUCUUCCACCAGAGGUCACAAUUUUCUUGUAUGGCGAUGAACAAGAACUGGUUCAUAUGAAACUGAUAGAAAUGGGACUUGCAGAUUUGGACAUUUGAUAUCAUUUCUUCUCGAUGUCCUGUGCCAGUGGUUCUCAGACCAAGAUCCGUGAUUAGUUAUAAAUGUCCAUCCAGUCAAACAUGGAACACAUCAAAGGGAAGCUUUACAGGAUGCGUUCUCUGCAGAGCAUACUGAAGGACUGCUACUGCUUGGUUUUGGGGGGGUUGGUUGGUUUUGUUUAACCAACUUCGUGUUAUAGUUCUUUUCCCUCCCAUUUAAUAAGCACUCUUCUCACCUACGUUUACUGUUUUCUCUACAGUUUUGAAUCUUGAAAUAAGGCUUUAAGGUCAAAAAUGAUUUAGAAUAAGCACACUUAACAUAUUGUUCUGUCAACUGUUCCCAUUAGAGUAGAUGGAAUGAAUGUGAAAUAGUGAAGAAAUAAAUACGGAACUAAUGUUGGGCACAAUUGUUCUCAUUACAGUAGGUGAAGGGAUGAUGAUACUAUGAUGUCACUAGUUUAUAUUUCAGGCAUAGCUGUUGACAGUGCUGUGGUACUAGAGUUUGGAACUGGGACUGAGCAGGUGGGAGAGGGGGAUGUUACUACUGCGGUUGUUACACUACAAUGCAAAUGUGUUUUUUGGUUUCAGCACGAGAUGGAUGUUUUGUGUGUUGUUGCACCUCUUCCUGUUCCUUUAUCUACGGCAUUCAUUUGAAAGUGUUAGAAUAAACAGGAGUUUGCUCAGCAUGCAUCUGAAA